AUGCCUUCAAUAUCAGCUCCUGUGACGCCAUCUGGCCCACCAAGCACACCUUCGCAUUCCCACCCACGAUCUCGCUCACGAAGCCGGCACAAGUCGGGUCAAGCCUCUCUGCUCUCCUCUACUGCCAAUCUAGCCAACACGGUGCUGGGCACUGGCAUGCUAGCCACUCCGGGCGCGUUCAAGUACGUAGGUCUGCUACCGGGCAUCUUUCUAGUCCUAUUGUGCGGUGCAAUGUCCGCUGCUGGCUUGCUGCUUGUAUGCGCCUGCGCCAGGACGAUGGGAGGCAGGAAGCAGAGCUUCUUUAGCGUGGCCAAGGCUACUGUGCCCAGGGGAGCGCGAUGGUUCGAUGCGGCCAUUGCCGUCAAGGUGAGCCUACCAGAUGGUCCUUCGAGCAGCCAGCGCCUCGCAUACAGUCGCUGAGGCGAUGCUCACCAAUGCGACAGUGCUUCGGAGUGUCCAUCUCCUAUCUCAUCAUCAUCGGCCAGCUCAUGCCCCAAGUCGUGCUGUCGAUGGCCAAGCUGGGCGGAGGCUCGAUCGAGGAUCUGCCGCUGUGGACUUUGGCGCGCGGUACGUGGAUCGCAGCUGGCAUGGCCGGCUUGGGUGAGUAAAGCGGGCAUCUUGCGCGGUUUGGCAAUGCGCGCGUCGAUGCUCAGCUUGACGGACGCUUAAUCUCCCGCGGGCGUACACAGUCCCGCUCUGCUUCUUGAGGCGGCUAGACUCUUUGCGGCAUACCUCCUACCUUUCGUGAGUAGCGAUGCGAAAUCAAUUUUAUUCAAUCUGAUUCAUCCAUCCUCUUCGGUUUUCCUCGGCAGCCUGGUAGCCGUUCUAUACCUAGUCCUCAUCGUCGUGCUCUACUCAGUACUUCCAAGCUACAGGUCCAGCUUACCUCCCCGCGGUGAAGUGCACUGGAUCGUCCUGAGCGAUGCCAAUCACUUUGUCAGCGUAUUUCCCGUCUUUGUGUUUGGUGAGCGCUGCAGGAUUGCAUUCGAGGCGCACGUCCCACCCGGCUUGCUCUGCUCACGUUGCGAUCACGGCUCUGCUUGGUGUGCGCGCAGCUUUUACAUGCGCUCAAAACUGUUUGCCAGUCUUCAACGAGCUGAAGUCUACUCCGGAAAGACACUUUGAGCGAAUGCGGAUCAGCAUCUAUACCAGUCUAGGAGCCGCUGCAGGUGUCUAUAUGGUGAGUUCCUUGGCGAUCACAUGAUACCCGGCAAGUACCGCUCGCUCACUUGUGACUGUGGCGCGCCCUUGCCAUGCAUCUCCGCCAGAUCGUCGCUAUCCUCGGCUACACGACAUUCGGCUCUCUGGUCUCGAGCAACAUCAUUGCCAUGUACCCGUCCAGCUCGACGCUAGUGGCAUUUGCUCGCAUAGCCAUCGUUGUGCUCGUCGCCUUUAGCUAUCCAUUGCAGGUGCAUCCUUGCAGAGCUGCCUUGGACAAGGUUCUAGCUCCUAGCGAUGGAGCUCAGAUCAACACAGACUCACGCCCGGCCGAUGCGCACGUUGCCGAUCUCAGCAUAGGCGAUGAUAGCCCUCAAGAUGCUUCGCGGUACACCGACGACGAGCCCUCGGCGGCACCGAGGCCAAAGGCGCACAACCGCGCAGCUCAGACUGCCGAGCAAAUAUGCGACGCUGGCGAGUCCGAUGAUGAGGAAGAGAUGCAAGAAGAGGAAGAAGCGAGGCGAGCAUUGCUGUUGACCCGAGCAGGUGCCGAUCCGUUGCUGCCUAUUCCCACGGGUCGUCGAAGGAGCGAAGGAGGAGCUGGAGCCGAGGCGACAGGCGUUGCUCUGCCAAUAGAUGACGAAGAGAUGAGCCUGGAAAGGUGGUGCAUCUUGACUGCCUUUAUUCUCGCUUCGACGUUUGUCAUUGCUAUGCUCAUCGAUGACUGUGAGUGUGCAAGUCGUAUCACACUGUGAUUUGCCCCAGGCAGAUGAUGACUGACAUUUGCCCCUCACGCAACUCAAGUGGGUCUGAUUCUGGGAUUUGUAGGAGCCAUAGGAAGCACCACAAUCUCCUUUAUCCUACCGGGCAUUCUCUACUCCAGCUUGCAUCCUCGCACAGACAAGUGGAGGCGGCCCGCUCAAGCACUGGCCAUCUACGGGGGCAUAGUGAUGCUGUUGACGCUCAGCGCCAAUGUGCUCAAGCUGAUCAGAGCGGGAGGAGAAGACAAGGACCACAGACAUCCGCAUGAAGAGGUCGCGAAUGGUGUCGAGCAGCUGGCCAAAGGUCUUGGUUUGGACGAGGGCUUGAACCUCGUGGAGAGGUGGAGAUGA
Messenger RNA from Ceraceosorus bombacis, 2270 nucleotides. The record is from the annotation of a GenBank genome assembly. Lineage: Eukaryota; Fungi; Basidiomycota; Exobasidiomycetes; Ceraceosorales; Ceraceosoraceae.